UUCACCUAUAUAUACACCCCCUCCAACAUCACAAGUCUCUCACAGAACAAAGCUACCCCUGCAAGUGUUUUGUCUUUGAUAUCCUCAAAACACAACGUUUCAAUUUAGAAAUCUCAAAGCAAAACACAUUAAUUCCAACCAUGGCAGCUUUCAUGUCAAAAUUGUCUUUGGCUCUGUUCCUCUCUUCUCUCUUCCUGCAUGCAGCGUUAGCUGAGCUUAUAUGCGAGGAUCUGCCAAAGAGUGUUUGCGCGUUUUCGGUAGCGUCUUCGGGGAAAAGGUGUUUGUUGGAGACGUCGGUGGCCGGCGAUGGAAGCGUGUCGUACCAGUGCAGGUCAUCGGAGGUGUUGGUUCAGAGGAUUUCUGAGUACAUUGAGACCGACCAAUGCGUUCAAGCUUGUGGAGUUGACCGGAACAUGAUUGGUAUUUCAUCUGAUGCCCUUCUUGAGCCACAAUUCACGGCCAAGCUUUGCUCCCCGGCUUGCUACCAUGAGUGCCCCAACAUUGUUGACCUUUACUUCAACUUGGCUGCCGGUGAAGGAGUAUUUUUGCCAAAUCUCUGUGAGAGUCAGCGCAGCAACCCUCAUCGUGCCAUGAGCGAGCUUUUGAGCUCUGGUGUUGCCAAUGGCCCCAUUCCUGCUGCCUAUCCACCAGCAACUGCGGCCUCCGCCCCAUCUGCGUAAAAUCGUGGCGUGAUUUCUUCAAGACCAAGUUUCUCUGAAAUUUGUGUAUCUGGAAUGUGGGGAAUAUUGGCAAAGUAGGGAGACAGAAGAGUGAUUGCGGGUUCACUUUUCUAGUGAAGAUCGUCUGUUGAGAAUUAUAUGCUAUUUGAUUGAAAAAGUAUCAUGUAGGACUAUUACUCAAUUUCGUAAAGAGAGAUUAUUAUUAAUGAUUACCAUAUAAAUAUUUCUCUCCAA
This is a messenger RNA of Corylus avellana, 914 nucleotides long. RefSeq lists its product as uncharacterized. The record is from RefSeq and is a predicted model, not a curated record. Lineage: Eukaryota; Viridiplantae; Streptophyta; Magnoliopsida; Fagales; Betulaceae.